Messenger RNA from Pseudozyma flocculosa PF-1, 624 nucleotides. RefSeq lists its product as uncharacterized. The record is from RefSeq and is a predicted model, not a curated record. Gene Ontology annotation, biological process: positive regulation of oxidoreductase activity; P450-containing electron transport chain. Gene Ontology annotation, cellular component: mitochondrion. The transcript is spliced from 3 exons. Gene Ontology annotation, molecular function: 2 iron, 2 sulfur cluster binding. The coding region runs from base 1 to 624 and encodes 207 amino acids. Lineage: Eukaryota; Fungi; Basidiomycota; Ustilaginomycetes; Ustilaginales; Ustilaginaceae.
AUGAUGCUCGCCCGCUCUGCGCGAUGCGCGGCGGCGGCGGGGUCCAGCACCAGCACCAGCACCAGCGCCAGCACUGCCUCGACGUCUCGCCUCGUCGUCUCGCGCGUGGCAAAGGGCGAGGGGUGUCGAUCCCUCUCGUCCGUGGCCGCCCCGUCUCGACCGGCAUUGCCCCUGUCAUCGCUGGCUGCCAAGGUCGGCCUAGCGAAGAGGGCGUUUCACACCACACCGACACCGAGGCAUGGCGGCAUCGAGCGGCCGGCUCCUGGAACCGGGAUCAAGCUGACCUUUCGCGACUCGAAGGGCAACGACAUCAAGACAGUCGAGGCAAACGAGGGCGACGACAUCCUCUCGAUUGCGCACGAGUACGACGUCGACCUCGAGGGCGCCUGCGAGGGCUCCAUUGCCUGCUCGACGUGCCACGUCAUCCUCGAGCCGGACGUCUACGACCAGCUCGACGAGCCGUGCGAGGACGAGGAGGACAUGCUCGACCUCGCCUUUGGCCUCACGGAUACCUCGCGCCUCGGCUGCCAGGUCAAGCUCAAGAAGGAGCUCGACGGUAUGGUCGCGCAGCUCCCCAGCGCCACCAGAAACAUGUAUGUCGACGGCCACAAGGCGGGCCACUAA